This is a messenger RNA of Arvicanthis niloticus (Nile rat), 6129 nucleotides long. Lineage: Eukaryota; Metazoa; Chordata; Mammalia; Rodentia; Muridae. The record is from RefSeq and is a predicted model, not a curated record.
GGCGCGCGGCCCCGGCGGCUCCCGUCUGAGGCGGCGGACGAGGCUCGGCGGGGAGGAGGUGGCGACGCAGGCGGAGGAGGCGGCGGCCGCCGGGGACCCGCUCGGCGCCUCGGCCCCGCGCCCCCUUCCUCAGCCCCUGGUCGCUCGCGCUCGGCGGGCCGGCGCCUCGCCUCUGCGCGCGGAGAUGGUGUAGCCCGGCCGCCGGAGCCGGAGCCGCCUCUGCUCGCGCGUGCCCGCGGCGUCCGCCUCUCCGCCUGAGAAGAGACCCUCCGCUCGGCGGCUCCCGCGCCGGGGAAGCCUCGGCGCCGCCGGCACCAUGAGUGAACAGAGUAUCUGUCAGGCAAGAGCUGCUGUGAUGGUUUAUGAUGAUGCCAAUAAGAAGUGGGUGCCAGCUGGUGGCUCAACUGGUUUCAGCAGAGUACAUAUAUAUCACCAUACAGGCAACAACACAUUCAGAGUGGUGGGCAGAAAGAUUCAAGACCAUCAGGUUGUGAUAAACUGUGCCAUUCCUAAAGGGCUGAAGUACAAUCAAGCUACACAGACUUUCCACCAAUGGCGGGAUGCUAGACAGGUGUAUGGUCUCAACUUUGGCAGCAAAGAGGAUGCCAAUGUCUUCGCAAGUGCCAUGAUGCAUGCCUUAGAAGUGUUAAAUUCACAGGAAGCAGGGCCAACAUUGCCUAGACAAAACUCACAGCUACCUGCUCAAGUUCAAAAUGGCCCAUCCCAAGAAGAGUUGGAAAUCCAGAGAAGGCAACUGCAAGAACAGCAGCGACAGAAGGAGCUGGAGAGGGAAAGAAUGGAGAGGGAAAGGUUAGAGAGAGAACGACUAGAACGAGAGAGGCUAGAGAGGGAGCGCCUGGAACAAGAGCAGCUGGAGCGACAGCGGCAGGAAAGAGAACAUGUAGAGCGCCUGGAACGGGAGAGGCUGGAGCGCCUGGAGAGAGAGAGGCAAGACCGAGAGCGAGAGCGCCUGGAGCAGCUGGAGCGUGAGCAAGUGGAGUGGGAGCGAGAGCGCAGAAUGUCCAAUGCUGCUCCAUCUUCAGACAGCUCCCUGUAUAAUGCACCACUUCCUGAGUAUGCCAGUUGCCAGCCUCCUUCAGCACCUCCUCCAUCAUAUGCUAAAGUCAUCUCAGCUCCGGUGUCAGACGCCACUCCUGAUUAUGCUGUAGUGACUGCUUUGCCACCUACUUCCACACCCCCUACACCACCACUGCGACACUCUGCGACACGUUUUGCAACAUCUCUAGGUUCAGCCUUCCACCCUGUUCUUCCCCAUUAUGCUACAGUUCCUCGUCCUCUGAACAAAAACUCUCGACCUUCUUCUCCUGUGAACACACCCUCUUCUCAGCCUCCAGCUGCGAAGUCCUGUGCCUGGCCUCCUUCCACUUUCUCACCCCUCCCUCCGUCUCCUCCAAUUAUGAUUAGCAGCCCCCCUGGCAAAGCUACUGGCCCACGGCCUGUCCUUCCUGUUUGUGUCUCCUCUCCUGUGCCCCAAAUGCCUCCAUCACCAACAGCACCCAAUGGGUUGCUAGACUCUGUAACAUACCCAGUGUCUCCACCGCCUACCUCAGGGCCAGCAGCGCCGCCUCCUCCUCCACCGCCGCCGCCGCCACCACCACCACCGCCGCCGCCACCGCCACCGCCGCCGCUGCCACCCCUCGCCUCACUCUCACACUGUGGAUCACAGGCUUCUCCUCCUCCAGGCACCCCUCUUGCCUCAACUCCCUCAUCCAAGCCCAGUGUUCUCCCUUCUCCCUCUGCAGCUGCCCCUGCCUCUGUGGAGACCCCUCUAAAUCCUGAGCUGGGAGACUCCUCUGCUUCCGAGCCAGGCUUGCAGGCAGCCUCUCAGCCUGCCGAGACGCCAGCCCCGCAGGGCCUUGUCUUGGGACCACCUGCACCUCCGCCACCACCCCCCCUUCCAUCAGGCCCUGCCUACGCCUCAGCACUUCCUCCUCCCCCUGGACCCCCUCCGCCACCUCCACUGCCAUCCACCGGACCUCCUCCUCCACCACCUCCACCACCCCCUCUUCCUAAUCAAGUUCCUCCCCCUCCUCCCCCACCUCCUGCCCCUCCCCUCCCCGCAUCUGGAAUUUUCUCUGGAUCCACAUCAGAAGACAAUCGCCCUUUAACUGGACUUGCAGCUGCGAUUGCGGGAGCAAAACUUAGGAAAGUGUCUCGGGUGGAGGAUGGCUCUUUCCCAAGUGGAGGGAAUACCGUGAGUGUGAACUUGGCCUCAUCCAAAGCAGAUGCUGGUCGUGGGAAUGGACCCCUUCCUCUAGGGGGUAGUGGCUUAAUGGAAGAGAUGAGUGCCCUGCUGGCCAGGAGGAGAAGAAUUGCUGAGAAGGGAUCAACAAUAGAAACAGAACAAAAGGAAGACAGAAGUGAAGAUGCAGAGCCUAUAACUUCUAAGGCCCCAUCAACAAGUACACCUGAACCAACCAGAAAACCUUGGGAAAGAACAAACACAAUGAACGGCAGUAAGUCACCUGUCAUCUCCAGACGGGAUUCUCCAAGGAAAAAUCAGAUUGUUUUUGACAACAGGUCCUAUGAUUCAUUACACAGACCCAAAUCCACACCUUCAUCACAGCCUAGUGCCAAUGGAGUCCAGACAGAAGGACUUGACUAUGACAGGCUGAAGCAGGACAUUUUAGAUGAAAUGAGAAAAGAACUAGCAAAGCUGAAGGAGGAGCUUAUUGAUGCAAUCAGGCAGGAACUGAGCAAGUCGAACACUGCAUAAAGAAGCAAGCUAAGGAGGGGCAGGACUUGAAUCUGGAGAAAAACAAAAAUUCCUACAAACAACUGUUAACAACCCCCAAAACUUUUAAGCUGUAAGAAGAACAUGGAUUCACAGUAAGGAGGGAAAAACCGCCAACCACUGAAAGCCUUCAGACGUAGUGACUCUGGCAAUCAGCUGUCCCCUCCAGUGUGCUGCUUCUGUUCUGACCUUUACCACAGGAUGGAGAAUUGUAUUUGAGUUCCCUUAGCAGUACUAAACCCGUCAGGCGAGAUCACCGUGCAUUGAAAUAUUUUCAUGUCUAGAUGAGUCUGCACGUUUUCCAUAAUCCAUUGCUAAAAUAAAGAUGAGAAAGGCUUAAGAGGUUUUUUUUCCAGAGGGCGCUGAUGAAGAAUUUGAUUUAGUAAGUUCUGCUGUUGCAUUGUACAUGUUUCUCUCAGGUUUGUCUUCCUAUCAUGUUUGAUAUUGUGUGAACAGUUAAGAUCAUGAAGUGUGGAACAACCGGAAUUGUAUGUGCUUUCAAAGGGUGGUAUUUAUAAGAAAGGUCCUAAAAUAUUUAGUCCCACUUGAGGACUUUUAGAACGAUAGGAAGUCUCUCGGGUUAGCCUUCAUGCAGUUUUGUAGUUUAAAACAUAAAGUCCGUCCAGAAAUUAAAGAUUUAGAUGCCUUCCUAAAUUGUUACAAUGCUUUACCAAAUCUAUAACUUCUAUAUAACAAACAGUGGUCAAAUGUAAAACAUUCUAUUAUAGAUUUACUGUAGGUUUUCAACCUUUUGUAGACAUAUGCAUGUGGACAUUUUUAUAAUGUAAUUACAAUCACCACAAAGUUAGCUUUUUUAAAUUACAGACAAUGAUGCAUGUCACACUAAUAUGUAGUGGCCUUUUCAAGGCCUAGUCCCAGGGAAAAUAUUUUGUAGAAUAUAUAGGGAAGUGGGAGGAAGGGAAGGAAUAAUUUUUUUAUUUAAAGUUAAUUUCUGCACUAUCUUUUUUUCCUCAAUUAUCUGCAUGAAUUAUAAUGAGAAAUAUUUUGUGACUUUAAUCAGUAAACAUGUUAACAAAACCAAGUACUUAAUCUUUUACAUCAUGUCUUCAGCUAUUUGUAUUUUAACCAGCAAUUUCAAUGGUCUGAAACAUGAUUCUGAGCUUCAUAUGAAUUACACUGUGGAACUCAAAAAGUUUGAUCACUGAAUUUGGCAGUUAUCGUCACUAGGUCCCCACAGUGCUGCGGGUGUUUGGGUACAUGCUCCUGACUUGGAAGCUGCUCUUGAUUGUUGUUGUGCUAAAAUACAAGAAAUGUAAUAAUGGCGCAACCAGGGUCAUAGAAAGUGCUAGGUAAGGGAGACCAAUGAGGAGUUCUGCAGCUUUCUUUUAAUCAAACUAAAGUGAGGCUUCAGUGGUAGGAAAUGUUUGAUGCUGUUACACCCUGAGAGAGAGAGAGUGAGUGUGUGUGUGUGUGUGUGUGUGUGUGUGUGUGUACACACGCUCGCGUGUGCAUGCUCACACAUAGGAUAGAUAUGUUCCACCCCUUUAUGGAAAUUUAUAAUUGGCAAGAUUAAAAUAAAGGAGAAAUUCUAUAUGUUGUAAUGUUAGCUUUCUGGAAAAUGUAGGAAGUCAGUUUCUCCAAGCUCUCUGUCAUGAUUGCUUGUUAUUAAUGUGCCAUAUUUGCUUUGGAAUCUUUGGUUAUCAAAACUUCUACUAAAAAAUAGAAGAAGCAAUCCACUCUUCCUUUGCUUUCUAGCUGUAAAGCAAAGCUUGAUGAGAGUUGUUUUCUAAAUACUGCAGAUUGCAGUGAACACCACUGCAUAGACAUUUGAAUUGAGGGGUUUUGUUAGGAGUUUCUGUAGAUUAGAGUGUGAGGGAUGAGCGAUCAUAAUUCAACUCUAUGGCUCUUUUCCUACCCAGUAUUCAUUGUCUUGGAGUAAUAGUAAAGGCAUUAAAGAGGCAGCAAGCGUGCACGCUGUUCUCUAAAAGAAGUAGGCGUCUCAUUUACUGUUGAACGUUUGAUUGUGCUACUACUUUGAUCGUGUAAAUGUGUGCAUCCCUUACAAAUCUGAUCAAACAUCACUUUUCAUUCUGUUGCUAAAGUUUAAAUAGUCUGUAGUAGGUAGAGUACUGGCUGUACAUGGUCCAAAGUGAGACAAAAUGUAAAGUCAAACGCUAAGUCCUAAAAGAAGCUUGGUUUAUGCACUAAACGUUUUGUGCCUUGGUCUAAUAUUUAACACAGUGUCUGUAAAAUGACCAAAAAAAAAAAAAAAAAAGAGCCAACGUUGACUCAUGCUGUAUCUGUAUCCUCCAUGAUAGUAUGUUAUCCCACAUGACUAAAUGUGCUUGUCCCUAGAAGCUUAAAUGGACUCUUCUACACACCCACUGUCGUACAGGACAGUCAUGUCAUCGUUAGAGAUUUCAGUGACUACAAUGGGAAACAAGCUUGAGUUAUUUUCCCAAAACUGUUUCUUGGAACCACAUUGUGAUGAUGGGUUCCUGCUUCUGUGUGUUGAACGUCUUCAGCUGAGUGCAGUUUAGGGAUCCUCUCUGAUGACAGGAAGGCACUGCUCUCCUCAACACUGUGACCUGACCUGCGACAACUCUACAUACACUCUGUGAAUGGCUAGCAAGUCAGUAGCAAGCAAACUGAAUGUACAAACUUUAGCGUGGUGCUGAAAUCUCUUCAGAAGAGUAACCAUGAUCUCAAAGCCUGCUUAAAAAUUUACAAGCAUAAUGUGUCAAUCAGAACUAAAGAUGAAACACUGAUGAAUGUUCACUUCUCAUGCUGCAGGCGUGUUUCCUGUUUAGGUUUUAAGUUCUCUGCUGUUUCCACCAUAACUGUUCCAUUUAAAUCUCCUACACGCUAACUUCAUUUGUGUGACUGAAAUAAAAUACAGUAUAUACAUGCUUCUUGUUUGUGACACUUAGAUGAUCUUCUGAAAUAAUGUGUUAAUUCUAAACCAAGUGAUGCUGGGUGUAAAAUCAGCACCUGAUAAAGCCCAAGGCUUCACCACUUACAGUUUAAACAUCAUACAUGUCACUGUUCUUUAAAGAUUUCAUCCAGGUCAGGAAUAGUAAAUAACGCCAAAGGGAGUGCGUAAUGAUCCAGCUGCCUUUUGUUUUGCAGUCAGUGCUGUGUGCUCCUCUGUCUUACGUUCUCUCAGCACAGCUUAACAAGGAUCUUUUGUAGUCAAGAUGGCGAAAAGUCUUUUACUCCAUUUUUUUGUUCUGUAACACAUAUACAUUUCACCUCAUUUACACAGUUCAUUUUCUCUUUAUGUAAUUUGCAUAUUAAGGGGUAUUGCCGAGUCAUUAACUUUAAAUGUAGCAGUCUGUACAGUGAUCUCUUUAGGUUGGCUGUAUGUAUAUAAGCCUCAGCACCUUUAUCUAUUAUAAAGUUUCAUUUUCGAA